AUGUUGUCCAGGAAAGGACUCAUUCCUGAAGAUUACUUGCUUACACGUUUGGCCGAGGAUGUUCUGCAGCCCAAGUUCAAGGCGAAAGCGGGCAAGGCUCGGUUCGUCUCCAAGAACGGCACAUGCAAUGUGGCGCAUACCAACAUCCGAGAACAGGGCCGAUUCUUGCAGGAUGUGUUUACCACGCUCGUGGAUUUAAAAUGGCUUCACACGCUCAUCAUUUUCACCAUGUCGUUUCUGUGCAGCUGGCUCCUUUUUGGAAUGAUCUGGUGGCUCGUUGCGUUUGCGCACGGCGACUUGGACCAGAGCGGAGACGACUUUAUCCCGUGCGUAACGGAUAUUCACUCCUUCUCCUCCGCGUUUCUGUUCUCUAUAGAGGUCCAAGUGACCAUCGGCUUCGGGGGCCGGAUGAUCACGGAGGAAUGCGUCUCCGCUAUCAUCAUUCUGAUCGUGCAAAACAUCGUCGGGUUGGUAAUCAACGCCAUCAUGCUUGGCUGCAUCUUCAUGAAAACCGCUCAGGCCAACAGGCGCGCGGAGACGCUCAUUUUCAGCAAACACGCUGUUAUCUCCGUCCGAAACAACAAGCUCUGCUUUAUGGUUCGCAUCGGGGAUCUGAGGAAAAGCAUGAUCAUCAGCGCCACCGUGCGAAUGCAGGUUGUCAAGAGAACCACCACGGAGGAGGGUGAGGUGGUGCCACUAGACCAACUCGACAUACACAUGGAUAACCCAGUGGGUACCAAUGGCAUCUUCCUGGUAUCUCCCCUCAUCAUCUGUCACAUAAUUGACAAGCACAGCCCCCUUUACGAGCUUUCAGCCUCUGAUCUGUUACACCAAGACAUAGAGGUGAUCGUUGUGUUGGAGGGGGUGGUGGAGACCACCGGUAUCACCACCCAGGCCAGGACGUCCUACGUGUCUGAGGAGAUCCUGUGGGGACAGCGCUUUGUGCCUACAGUGUCCGAAGAGGACGGCAUGUACGCAGUGGACUACUCCAAGUUUGGCAACACUGUGAAGGUCCCAACGCCUUGCUGCAGCGCUAAGAAACUGGAUGAGGCAGGUGGCAUCGCUCGGUUUAAACUGACCGAGGGCGUCACCUUGCGGGCGUCAGUAAGAAGACGUCGGGGCUCUGCGGUGGCUCGAAGGUCCAGGCUGGAGACCAUGAAAGCUCACGAUUAAGAGUGUGAAAAUCAUGUCUGCGAGCAUUUUGUAUGAGUGUUAACAGUCUAAGAUUGGUGGUUAUAGAUUCAGAUAAUCAUAUUUAUUUUAUAACAUAAGACAGGGAUUACCUGUAAUCAACAAUCAGCAUAUUCUCUGCAGCCGUAUGCAGCCCGUGCGCACAACAUGCUUUUAUACUCAGGGUCAGCGUGAAAAUGAGAUAGAAUGCACUGAUGAUUAGAAGUGACUGUUGUAUCAGCUUGCCUUUUAUUUAAAGAAAAAAGUGACUGCAUGUGUCCUAAAUAAAUAAAAGAACGCUGCUAGAAAUGGUGUUGUGAAUGGGUCACAAGACGGAAAUGAAAUUAGAACAAUGAGGCACUCCCACAAUUAAGCAAGGCGUUCUCAACAUGCGGAAGAACUCAUUAGUAUAUCCCCUGAUUUUACACAGCAUAAGAUAUAGCACAGUAGGCUGUAGCACUAAAAAAAAAAAAAAAAAAAAAUCUGCACUACAGUUUCUCAUUACUCUUGUCGAUGGCUACAUAGCUGCCAGCUACUCUGACAAAGAUUAAAAUACAAACAGUCAAAGAUCAGGGCUGAAGAAGCAGUCAUACCCAAACCCAACUCUACAGGCUGGAUCAAACUAACCUUACAGUUCCCACAGUACAGUCAAAAGAAUCAUUUACAUUUUAUGAGAUCGCAUUUUCCACUUGCAGAAAAAAGGCGAAAUGUAAAGUAUAAAAUAUAUUUAUUACAGAAGCAUCGUGGAUGAGAUUGUGCUAUACUCAAGUAUGACUUCCCUCCAGUUAGCUCUUUUCAAGUUUCACAUGUAUCCUUCCACAAAGUCUCUCCAGAUAAGCAACCAAAGGUUUUGGCAUUUUCUCCCUAAACAGACAGGCAGCCAGACUGCCCUCGAGGUCUCCACAGAGGUCAAACAGAAGAAAACUGAGUUCUUCACUCUCCAAAAAAAAGAUAUCUUUUGCCUGCCUCCCAUCUUCCAUUCAUUCUAACAAGCUUCUGGUCAUACUAAAGAACCUUUGAUCACCAUUACAAAAGGGUCAACACAUGCUGAGUAGUAUUUUAUCUUAGGAGUGAGGUGGAAACAGAAAUUCCAGUGUGAAGUUGGUGGAGUUCCCAUUAAAAUACUCACAUCAGGCUGCUUCUUCAAUUCCCACAAAAAACAAAAACAAACAAAAGACACAGAGACAGCUGGCAUUUCUCUCUUUUAUUAGAUUAUAAUCCGCAGAGCUUAAAAUAUUAAAUUGCUUUUAACUUAGUUAAUAAUUAAAAUACAUAAAAACAAGAGCCAGAACUGAGGAACCCUGCAAAAAAAGUUAAAAUAAAUAAAAAAGGAGAAUUAUAAAUUGAAUCCUCCUCCAUACAGAGGCUAUUUCUGACAGAACCCGCUUGUGAUUCUUUGUACAGUAAAGUCCAAGCAGACUGUGCAUUUUCUAUACAUGUGUAAUGAUACUGUUAUCAUUUCCAAAGUAAUUUUUCCUCUGAUAUAUAUAUAAAAAAGCAAAUUUAAAGGGACUGGUAAAAAUAAAAUAGAUUUUUAUUUUGCACUGGAAUUACUGGUUUAAACAGCAGAGCAGCGUCACACCAUUGCCCUCACCUCUCACUCCAUCCCUCUCUCCCCCUCUCUGCGCCUGCAGACAUUACCUCAUGUCUUUGUCCUUCUGUGCUGCUGGAGUGAGUGGGUGGAGAUGGUGUUGGUGGGUUAAGGGGCUGCUGCUGUGUGAGACACCAGCAAACAGCUCUGAUUCACCUUAUGCAGGCACCAAUCUGUCUCAAAGUCUCGAUUCUCUGAUAGGAUUAAAUAUCUCUCAUACAAUCUUUAUAUUCUCUUCUCCGUCACCCUGUUUCUGUGGCAUCUUCCACAUCUUUGCUGCCCUCUAAAGGUAAGCUCUGGGAUAUUUUUGUUAAGGGGUUCCCCUGGUGAUUAUUUGACUAUAUUGUAGUUAAACACAAUCGACAUCUGUCUGAGCAGUCUGGUGAACAAGGG
This is a messenger RNA of Haplochromis burtoni (Burton's mouthbrooder), 3154 nucleotides long. It is a transcript of the gene kcnj11, whose product is annotated as potassium inwardly rectifying channel subfamily J member 11. Gene Ontology annotation, biological process: regulation of monoatomic ion transmembrane transport; potassium ion import across plasma membrane. Gene Ontology annotation, cellular component: plasma membrane. The transcript has a single exon. The record is from RefSeq and is a predicted model, not a curated record. The coding region runs from base 1 to 1173 and encodes 390 amino acids. Gene Ontology annotation, molecular function: ATP-activated inward rectifier potassium channel activity. NCBI's taxonomy places the organism in Eukaryota, Metazoa, Chordata, Actinopteri, Cichliformes, Cichlidae.